AUGGCUUCUUCCCGGAUUGUUCCACUCCUUUCCCAAGGCCAUGCAGCUCUUGCAAGGGCCCGGCACUUCGGAUUUGCAGGCUCGAGCCUGAACGGCGUGGUCUCUCUGUCACGCAGUGGUGUUGCCAUGCAUACCCGCCAGAACUCGACUAUGAAGGCGGUAGUGUUCGACGGUAACGGAGCGGGUAUCGACACACAACGCCAGCGUCCCAAGCUCGACGAGGACUCCGUCAUCGUCAGGCCCGUCGCCGUGGCGUUAAACCCCACCGAUUGGAAGAACGUCAGGUACAAGCGUGCCAAGCCCGGGUGCAUCGUUGGGUGCGACUAUGCUGGCAUCGUCGAGGCCGUGGGUAGUGCCGUCCAGAAGUCGUGGCGGCCCGGAGACAGGAUCUUUGGGUGCGCCCACGGCGCCAAUCCAGUCAACCCGGACGGCGGUGUCUUUGCAGAGGUCGCAGUCGUCAAGGGGGACCUGCAGAUGAGGAUUCCCGAGGGCAUGGACUUUACCCAGGCGGCCACCCUCGGCCUGGGAACCAUCACUGUCGGACAGGGCCUGUACCAGAAGGCCAUGCAACUCGAUCUCCCCUCGGCCUCGGCUCCUUCAGAGAGAAAUAGGCAUGAACAUGUUUUGAUCUAUGGUGGCGGCACCUCUACCGCAGCCCUGGCGAUCCAGUUCGCAAAGCUCUCUGGGUACUCUGUUAUCACGAUAUGCGGGGAAGAGAGUUUCGACUACGUCAAACGACUCGGAGCAGACCUGGCCCUUGACUACAGGGAUGCGGACGUGGGUGCCAAAGUCCGCAGAUACACGGACAACAAGUUGAGAUAUGCUUGGGACACUAUCGGCGCCGAGGGCACGGCCCGAAUCUGCGGGGACGCACUCACAGACUCUCCGGAUCUGAGUCCGGCGUACGGCACCAUUAACCCGAAACAAUGUCCGAGGUCAGACGUCAAGUCCACAACCACAGUCAUGUACACCGUCUUCGGCAAGGAUAUCCAAUUCGGCUCCGACCUCAUGCCGGGAAGCAAGGAGGACUUUGAGUUUGGCAAAAAGUUUUACGGCAUCGCCGAGGGACUGAUCAGAAGGGGCCUCGUAAAACCACACCGUCAUCGACUUGCAGCUGGCGGUCUUGAAGGCAUUCCAAAGGGCUUGAAGGAUCUGGAGGACGGGAAGGUUCGGGGUGAAAAGCUUGUCUAUCUUGUUAAUAAGCAACCCUAG
Thyridium curvatum is the source of this 1212-nucleotide messenger RNA. RefSeq lists its product as uncharacterized. NCBI's taxonomy places the organism in Eukaryota, Fungi, Ascomycota, Sordariomycetes, Thyridiales, Thyridiaceae. The transcript is spliced from 3 exons. Gene Ontology annotation, molecular function: oxidoreductase activity, acting on NAD(P)H. The record is from RefSeq and is a predicted model, not a curated record. The coding region runs from base 1 to 1212 and encodes 403 amino acids.